Dovyalis caffra is the source of this 213-nucleotide messenger RNA. The record is from the annotation of a GenBank genome assembly. Lineage: Eukaryota; Viridiplantae; Streptophyta; Magnoliopsida; Malpighiales; Salicaceae.
AUGGAAAGACUCUUUUACCUUGGCUAUAUACUACAGGAUGUUGUUUUUGAGAAUACAACGAUAUAUCUAUUUCUUACCUGGACAGUUGGACCAGAGGAAUUCCUGGCCUCGGACAAUGGAUGCUCUUCAAAACUAACCCUCUAUCGUGUCAAGACCUAUGGACUCCAGCGUCCAGGCACAGACAUGGCUACAACUCUUGAAGCCGCUACAUGA